Eurytemora carolleeae is the source of this 1276-nucleotide messenger RNA. RefSeq lists its product as uncharacterized. The transcript is spliced from 13 exons. Lineage: Eukaryota; Metazoa; Arthropoda; Copepoda; Calanoida; Temoridae. The record is from RefSeq and is a predicted model, not a curated record. Bases 138 to 974 code for a protein of 278 amino acids.
AGACGAAUGUAGAGUCUCCAUAUGUAGGUGUUACAACUGGAACCAGAGGUUUUCUAACAAUCAAUAGUACUACAUGCACUAGUUGUCUGCUGACAUGAACCCUGCAAGUUACAAAGACUUUAGCAGCCCUACUGUUGAUGGUUGUCAGCAAACUUGUGAAGAUGAGACCGAAUGCCAGGCUUGGGUUUGGAUGGCUAAAGGAUUUGCUGAUGGCAGACCUGGCGUCUGCUUGGUUUCUAAUAUUUCUCAUCUUAAUCCCAGAAAGUUUGGGAGAGAGUCGGUCCUACAUUUUCGAAGCCAGGGAAAUAAGCUUGGCAUUCUGGAAUGAGAAGCGUGCCAUUAGCCCUCCGAAAUUCAGAUCUAAUAUUCAUUGUGCUGCUUCGCUAAAUUUUGAAUCACCCUACAACGCUUUUCUCUACAGGGAGGAUGGGACAUGUGAGGUGGCUGUUGUAAAUAAUCUGACCCCAACUACCUCACCUUUAGUGAAAGUUCAAUUUCGAGCAACAACACAGGUUGAUGGAAUAAAGAUUGGACCAUUUGGACUUUGUCCUACUACACAUCCUUAUCCUUUUCUUGGAGGGAAAAGUUGUUGCCAGAAGAAUCUUGAAUCUUCAUAUCUAGGUGUUACAACAGGGACCAGGGGUUUAUUGACAAUCAAUAGUACUUCAUGCAGCUUUGGGGCUGUGUCCUGUACUGAUGGAUGGGUCUGCUUGAAAAAUCCAAUCAUAGGAAAUUCACUGCAAGUCAGUGAUAUUGACAUGGUCCCAGCGAGCUACAGAGAUUUUGGGUCUGGUAAUCCUGAUUAUUGCCAGCAAAUUUGUGAAGCUGAAGCCGAAUGCCAGGCUUGGGUUUGGAAGUAUAAAGUAUUUCCACCUGGUAUGUAUUGUUGGUUAGUUAGGGAUGAACCGAGAUUUUCAGCGGGCGCAGACACAGCUGGAUUCAAGUCAAGCUAUAUCAAUGUACCAUUUGCAUAAACAAAUCAUUAAUCGCAUAAUGGGAAUUAAGAAAUUCCAAAUUCAAAUUCUAUGCAAUAAAUUUAACUUUUAACUGCGCUCACGAAAAUUGUGCUCAAAGACGAUCUAAAGAUUGCCUAAAUCCUAAGUUUAUUCAUAUAGGACACCCUGUUUUCUGAUACUCAAUUUCUAGAUGUAUUGAAAAAGCACUUUACUUUAGACAUUUGACAAUAACAAAUCUGUAGGCUGAGUUUUAGAAAAUUGCACAUGCUAGUUUUGUAACUUUUUCUUUAAUUAAAUAAUAAAUUGCUUCAUAGUGUAAA